AUGGGGCACAAUGUGCCGCAUGCUUACCUGCUCGCCACAUGCUUACCUGCUCGCCACAUGCUUACCUGCUCGCCACAUGCUUACCUGCUCGCCACAUGCUUACCUGCUCGCCGCAUGCUUACCUGCUCGCAGCAUGCUCACCUGCUCGCCGCAUGCUCACCUGCUCGCCACAUGCUUACCUGCUCGCCGCAUGCUCACCUGCUCGCCACAUGCUCACCUGCUCGCCGCAUGCUUACCUGCUCGCCGCAUGCUUACCUGCUCGCCGCAUGCUUACCUGCUCGCCACAUGCUUACCUACUCACCGCAUGCUCACCUGCUCGCCCCAUGCUCACCUGCUCGCCGCAUGCUCACCUGCUUGCCGCAUGCUCGCCUGCUCGCCACAUGCUUACCUGCUCGCCACAUGCUUACCUGCUCGCCGUAUGCUUACCUGCCCGCCACAUGCUUACCUGCUCGCCGCAUGCUUACCUGCUCGGCGCAUGCUGACCUGCUCACCGCAUGCUCACCUGCUCGCCACAUGCUUACCUGCUCGCCGCAUGCUUACCUCCUCGCCACAUGCUUACAUGCUCGCAGCAUGCUUACCUACUCGGCGCAUGCUGACCUGCUCAACGCAUGCUCACCUGCUCACCGCAUGCUUACCUGCUCGCCACAUGCUUACCUGCUCGCCACAUUCUUACCUGCUCGCCGCAUGCUUACCUGCUCGCCACAUGCUUACCUGCUCGCCACAUGCUCACCUGCUCGCCGCAUGCUUACCUGCUCGGCGCAUGCUGACCUGCUCACCGCAUGCUCACCUGCUCGCCACAUGCUUACCUGCUCGCCGCAUGCCCACCUGCUCGCCGCAUGCUUACCUGCUCGCUACAUGCUUACCUGCUCGCCGCAUGCUUACCUGCUCACCGCAUGCUUACCUGCUCGCCGCAUGCUUACCUGCUCGCCACAUGGUUACCUGCUCGCCGCAUGCUUACCUGCUCGCCACAUGCUUACCUGCUCGCCACAUGCUUACGUGCUCGCCGCAUGCUUACCUGCUCGCCGCAUGCUCACCUGCUCGCCGCAUGCUUGCCUGCUCGCCACAUGCUUACCUGCUCGCCGCAUGCUCACCUGCUCGCCACAUGCUUACCUGCUCGCCACAUGGUUACCUGCUCGCCGCAUGCUUACCUGCUCGCCACAUGCUCACCUGCUCGCCGCAUGCUCACCUGCUCGCCGCAUGCUCACGUGCUCACCACAUGCUCACCUGCUCGCCGCAUGCUCACCUGCUCGCCGCAUGCUCGCCUGCUCGCCACAUGCUUACCUGCUCGCCACAUGCUUACCUGCUCGCCGCAUGCUUACCUGCCCGCCACAUGCUUACCUGCUCGCCGCAUGCUUACCUGCUCGGCGCAUGCUGACCUGCUUACCGCAUGCUCGCCUAUUGUCCACAUGCUUACCUGCUCGCCGCAUGCUUACCUGCUCGGCGCAUGCUGACCUGCUCACCGCAUGCUCACCUGCUCACCGCAUGCUUACCUGCUCGCCACAUGCUUACCUGCUCGCCACAUGCUUACCUGCUCGCCGCAUGCUUACCUGCUCGCCACAUGCUUACCCGCUCGCCACAUGCUCACCUGCUCGCCGCAUGCUUACCUGCUCGGCCCAUGCUGACCUGCUCACCGCAUGCUCACCUGCUCGCCACAUGCUUACCUGCUCGCCGCAUGCUCACCUGCUCGCCACAUGCUCACCUGCUCGCCGCAUGCUUACCUGCUCGGCGCAUGCUGACAUGCUCGGCGCAUGCUGA
Molecule: messenger RNA, 1755 nt
Organism: Closterium sp. Naga37s-1
Lineage: Eukaryota; Viridiplantae; Streptophyta; Zygnematophyceae; Desmidiales; Closteriaceae
Source: the annotation of a GenBank genome assembly